Messenger RNA from Pterocles gutturalis (yellow-throated sandgrouse), 3218 nucleotides. It is a transcript of the gene ADGRF5, whose product is annotated as G protein-coupled receptor 116. The annotation marks the transcript as partial. The transcript is spliced from 13 exons. Gene Ontology annotation, molecular function: G protein-coupled receptor activity. The record is from RefSeq and is a predicted model, not a curated record. NCBI's taxonomy places the organism in Eukaryota, Metazoa, Chordata, Aves, Pterocliformes, Pteroclidae. Gene Ontology annotation, cellular component: membrane. Gene Ontology annotation, biological process: G protein-coupled receptor signaling pathway; cell surface receptor signaling pathway.
AUCAGACAAAAUUCACCAUGAGACCAGUGGACAUUUUUGAAGGGGAUACAGUAGUACUGAUUUGUGAGAUAAAUUCAACAUCUGAGAAUGUGACCUGGUAUUACUUCAAUCAGAUCAUCUCAACCAGCUACUGGUUUUCGAUAGAGACAGAAGUCACAAGGAGGAACUCAAGGUCGAUUCUUAAAAUUUUCAACAUUACGAUGAAGGAUUCUGGUUCCUAUAGGUGUGCUUUCACAAACAGCAAUCAGUUUCACACAGUGAUAUACAAGGCCACGAAAUCAGUCGCAGUCUCUCCGCUAUACAUCACUCCAAACUUCAACAACAUUGAUGUUACGUGUAACAGUCCUGAAACACAGAUAAACAGUCCUCUGCUGUCCUGUUGUAUUAACAGACCCUCACCAUCACUUACUGGUGACUGGAAAGUCAACGGAGCAAUCAAUAUUACAGGAGUCUCCAGCUCCAGUGAAAACUGCACUGAAUACAAGCUCAACAUCAAUGAAUCGCUGUGUCCCCCUGAGAAGUCAGGUACAGUGGUGACAUAUACCUGUGAGCUGCAGACUGGACACGGGGCCAGGUGCAGUAGAGACAUCACAGUGACGUACCUCCGGACAGCCCGGGUAACAAUAUCUUCGAGCAUAAACUCAUCAAUUUCUGAGGGAUAUGCAUUCAAUCUAACAUGUGAAAGUGAUGUGAGCAAUUAUGACAGUAUCAGUUGGAAAAUCCAGUCUGGAAAUAACACAAAAACAGUAGACUGUGGUCUGUGCAUCAAAAAUAGCAAAUUUCCAGCGACAUCUGUGCUCACAGUGAGGACUGCCACACAGGACUGGAGCGGCACCUACAUCUGCACAUUCUCCCAGAAGCACUUGGAGAGUUCUGCCAACGUGACAGUUGAGGUUAUUUCCUUGCCUCUGAAACGGAACAUCCUGAUAGACCCCAUUGCAGCAUCUGUACAGUGCAAAGUGCGACAAGCCCUCGAGUGCUGCAUAAGUGCUAACACCAUGGAAGACUAUGCUGUUAGAUUCGUGGUUCAACAAAAUGAAUUUCAUGUUGGGAAAAAGAAAAAAGGAAAUUUGUUUUGCUACACGUACAAUUACACAGAACCAGAAUGCAGCAAAGAGAAAAACCUCACAGCAUACUGCAAGUUUAUUAACCGCAUUGGACAGGAAGUCCACAGUGAAAGUAUGAGACUGCACCUGAUACCCGAUAAGGAAGUUUCCUGCUCAGCUAGCUUUGGCAUUGGAGUAGAAGGGGCCACAUUAAUAAAGCCAUGCCAUGAGUUAAAUAAUCCAGGUGGCCUUACCCGAGGCAAUGUAAUUUACACAUGCUCCAACAAAUCAUGGAAUGUUGCAAGGAAUGACUGCCUGGCCGUACCAAUAAGCAACCUGCUGACCAGUGCCGAGUCCUUGGUCAACAGUCCUGAGGCAAAAGCAAACCUACCUACCUACCUUGCAGAGCUUAAGGAAAAGACAGAGAAGGAGCAAAAUACAAUAAACCGUUCUCCUGCAAACCUAGGUGCAAUCGUUACCAUCCUGGCUAUGGUCUCCUCUAUCCCAGCAGAUGCAGAGGAGCAGACUGUUCAAAAUUUCCUCUCCACCGUGGACCUUAUUGUUGAUGAUUCCACAAUGGAAGCUUGGGAAGACCUGAACAAAGAGGGGACACACAAAAGUUCUUUGUUACUACAUUCAGUGGAAAAUUUUUCCCUGCGCCUCCAACCAGUUAAUAACACCAUUCCUCCUGUCUCUGUAAAAACCCUUCAGCUACAAGGUAUAGUUGUCAAAGAAAAUUCCAUCGCAGAUUAUAAUAAAACCUUCAUCAGUCAAGAAAAACUCACAGCUAAUGUGCUCAUUGAUGAAACUGAAAUUCAGACUCUAACCCCAAAUUCGACCAUUGUCAGUGUGAUGUACUCAACACUUGGACGUAUUUUGCCCCGGAAUGAGCACGAAUAUGUGAACGGCUUACUGGUAACAACAACUGUGAGCAGCAACAGAAGCCAGAAGUUCGGUAUUAAUAUGACCUUUGCAAAGGAAAACUUGUCUCUAAAGAUGCCCCAGUGUGUCUUUUGGAACUUCACACGCAACAAAUAUAGCGGGGACUGGGAUACUCGUGGUUGCACACCCACAGAGGUAGGAGAUUAUGUCAUUUGCUCUUGCAAUCACUUGACGUCAUUCUCCAUUCUGAUGUCACCUGAUAAAUCCUCCCAGGUAAUCUUGGAAGAUUAUAUUACCUACAUUGGCCUGGCCAUUUCAAUCCUGAGCUUGGUGGCCUGCAUUAUAAUUGAAUCCUUAGUCUGGAAAUAUGUGACAAACAACACAACCUCCUAUAUGCGUCAUGUCUGUAUACUCAACAUAUCUAUAUCACUCCUGAUUGCUGACGUUUGGUUCAUUGUCACUGCCUCCAUCAAUGACCAAAACCAACGGAUGAGCAGAGAUAUCUGUUUAGUGGCCACCUUCUUCAUCCAUUUGUUCUACCUGUGUGUCUUUUUCUGGAUGCUCAGCCUGGGCCUCAUUCUUUUCUACAGACUGGUUUUCAUCUUACAUGACACAAGCAAGACCGCUCAGAAAGCUGUGGCUUUCUGUCUGGGAUAUGGGUGUCCCUUUGUCAUUGCCGUCAUCACCAUCGCUGUCACACUGCCAAGGAACAAUUACACCAGAAAGGAUGUCUGCUGGCUCAACUGGAAGGAGAGCAAAGCUCUCUUGGCCUUCGUCAUACCUGCCCUGAUCAUUGUGGCCAUGAAUUUGUUCAUCACCGGAGUCGUUAUAAUAAAAAUACUGAGGCCAACUAUUGGGGAUAGGUCAAACAGGCAGGAGAGGAACUCUUUGUUUCAAAUUGGCAAAAGUGUAGCCAUCUUGACACCACUGUUAGGUCUCACGUGGGGAUUUGGCUUUGCCACCGUCAUCAAAAACAGUCAUAGAGUUUUCCACAUCCUCUUUGCUCUGCUCAAUGCUUUGCAGGGAUUAUUCAUUUUGGUGUUUGGGACUCUCUGGGACAAAAGGAUACAAGAAGCCCUACUGAAGAGGAACUCACUGUCCAAAUGGAGUUCUCAGCAAACAAAGUCAACCUCCCUGAUCCUGGUGACGCCAAUGCUUGCUAUGAGCUAUCCAUUUUCAAGAACCUUUAACAACUUAUGUGGGAAAACAGGAAAAUACAGAGUGUCUUCUUCAGAGCCAUCCAGCUCUUCGUCUGAAAACACUUCCAAGUCCUAUUCUUUGCUUAACUGA